This is a messenger RNA of Fukomys damarensis (Damara mole-rat), 2048 nucleotides long. RefSeq names its product zinc finger protein 652 (gene Znf652). The transcript is spliced from 9 exons. The record is from RefSeq and is a predicted model, not a curated record. Gene Ontology annotation, cellular component: nucleus. The coding region runs from base 273 to 2048 and encodes 591 amino acids. Gene Ontology annotation, molecular function: DNA-binding transcription activator activity, RNA polymerase II-specific; RNA polymerase II cis-regulatory region sequence-specific DNA binding. Gene Ontology annotation, biological process: regulation of transcription by RNA polymerase II. Lineage: Eukaryota; Metazoa; Chordata; Mammalia; Rodentia; Bathyergidae.
CCUCUUCCUUUCUCUUUGUAGAUAAGGUGCUCCGAGUCCCUUGCAGCUCUCUCCUGAGGAAAGUCCCUAUGCUCUGCUCUUGCCGUAAUGCCAGGCCUUUCUGACUUACACAGUGGAGCUGUGACGCUGGAAGAUUUGCACGGAGGUUCCGGCCACGUCUGUCCGUCACUUGAGCCAGUCCUCUGGAUGGGAAAAGAUUUGAGCCUGAUAAUUACCGUGUUUGAAAUCUAGUUCUCUAGUGUGAACUGGUUUAUAGACUGGGCCCCUGACCCAUGAGCCACCCAGCCAGUUCUUGUCAGGAGCUGGUUGAAAACUGUCCUGUGCACGUAGCAGGGAUGGCACAGGAAGAGAGCCGUUGCGGUCAAGUGCCGUCCACCUUUUACCAUGGUGCCAACCAAGAACUUGACCUGUCCACCAAAGUGUACAAAAGGGAAUCCGGAAGUCCCUAUUCUGUGCUCGUGGACACCAAGAUGAGCAAGCCACAUCUCCACGAGACGGAGGAACAGCCAUAUUUCAGGGAGGCAAGAGCAGUGUCUGACGAGCGUGCUGUCAAGGAAGACCGGGAGAAUUCUGAUGAGUCGGAGGAGGAGGAGGAGGAGGAGGUGUCUUACAAAAGGGAGCAGAUCAUAGUGGAGGUAAACCUUAAUAAUCAAACGUUAAAUGUGUCUAAAGGGGAAAAGGGUGUCUCUUCUCAGUCCAGAGAGACUCCUGUUCUUAAGACAAGCAGUGAGGAGGAAGAGGAAGAGAGUGAGGAAGAGGCCACAGAUGACAGCAGUGAUUACGGAGAGAGCGAAAGGCAGAAGAAAAAGGAGAAGAUAGAGGAGAAAGUCAGCGUCACCCGAAGGCGAACGCGGAGAGCUGCCUCUGUGGCCGCAGCUGCCACGUCCCCUUCUCCCAGAGCCACGAGAGGGCGUAGGAAGAGUGUAGAGCCGCCUAAGCGUAAGAAGCGGGCGGCCAGAGAGCCCAAGGCGCCAGUCCAGAAAGCUAAGUGUGAAGAGAAAGAGACUCUGACCUGUGAGAAGUGCCCCAGGGUGUUUAAUACUCGCUGGUACCUGGAGAAGCACAUGAACGUUACUCACAGGCGCAUGCAGAUCUGUGAUAAGUGUGGCAAGAAGUUUGUCCUGGAAAGUGAGCUGUCCCUUCACCAGCAAACAGACUGUGAAAAAAACAUUCAGUGUGUUUCCUGUAAUAAAUCAUUCAAGAAACUCUGGUCCCUGCAUGAACAUAUCAAGAUCGUACAUGGAUAUGCAGAAAAGAAAUUUGCCUGUGAAAUUUGUGAGAAGAAAUUCUAUACCAUGGCUCACGUGCGGAAACACAUGGUUGCACACACGAAAGACAUGCCAUUCACGUGUGAAACCUGCGGGAAGUCCUUCAAACGCAGCAUGUCCCUCAAGGUGCACUCCCUGCAGCACUCUGGAGAGAAGCCUUUCAGAUGCGAGAAUUGUGACGAGCGCUUCCAGUACAAGUACCAGCUGCGCUCCCACAUGAGCAUCCACAUCGGCCACAAGCAGUUCAUGUGCCAGUGGUGCGGCAAGGACUUCAACAUGAAGCAGUACUUCGACGAGCACAUGAAGACGCACACGGGAGAGAAGCCCUUCAUCUGCGAGAUCUGCGGCAAGAGCUUCACCAGCCGGGACAGCCCCAGUCUUGCAGCGCCGCAGGUGACCGAUGGGCCGGCAGCCUUAGCCGGGGGAGAGCGCGCCUGCGCCUCACUUCCGCUUGGGUCGGUGCAGCCUCGGCCCGCAGAGCCAGGGCCCCGGGGCGGGCGGCGCCGACUCCAUCCGCUGGGCGUGGGCUCGGCGGUGUCUGCCACUGCGCGUUCAUCCCCCUCCGAGGACACGUUACGUGGACACCAGGCUGAGGCUCGCUCUCGCAACUUCAUUUUACACUAUCUUCGAGGGCUUGACUGCAGGUCACGGUGCCUCCAGCGGCUUGCCUCCCAUGAAGUCUUCCUGAGCACCCGCCGGCCCUUCGAGCCGCCGCCGCCCUGCGUCCUCUCCUUCCGUAAACAGAUGACUCCGGGCCUGCGCGUGAGUCUGGGACACUGA